AUGUCAUAUUCGCCAACAUUGAACGAUAUUGAACGAAUAAAACAUUUUUUUUUUCGCCAAGAUUUUGGAAAAAUACCUCGAGAUAGACCAGAAUGGUCAUCAUCGAGUGAUACUCGAGUAAUACAUUAUUUUCUUGAUAAACAUAUUUUAUAUUCAAAAUUAAAAGAAAAUAUUACUGAAACAACAUAUAAUGCGUAUUGGAAUAAUGAAAAUGACUCACAAAUAUCACUAAGAAAUACAAACAGAAUUCAAUUUCAAAUGUUAACACAUGUUUUAAGUCAAAUGAAACAAACACAUGAAUCAAAAAUAGAGAUGUUGGAAGAAUGUCGUUCACGUUACGAUGGCCAACAAACCAAGAAUGAAGUUCAACUGAAAAACAUUGAUAAAUUUGAACGUGAAUAUACACCUGAUCAAGCUAUUCAUUGGUAUACAAGUGAUUGUUUCUUAUAUCGCAUUGUCAAUUAUAUGUGUCGAACAGAAGAUAUUGAUUUACUAUAUUCACUAAGAUAUUAUAUGAUUGAUCUUCUUCAACAACUAAAACAAUUGCAUUUGACAUCACCUGUUGUCACACCAGUGAUAGUCUAUCGAGGUCAGUUAAUGAACAUAAAUGAAUUACAAAAGUAUCACGUUGAUGAAUACUAUUGUACAAAUACAUUUAUGUCAACAACACAAUCGCAAGAUGUUGCUUUGAUGUUUGCUGGUGAUGAAAAUAGUGAUAAAGAACGAGUUCUGUUUUGUAUCAAAAUUGAUACACAUGAAAAUAUGGUACCAUUUGCAAUGAUAAAAGAUUUCACUACAUUUUCGAGUGAAGAUGAAAUUUUACUAUCUAUCGGUUUUACAUUUCGAAUUUGUUCUGUUCAAAAAUCGUCUACCGAUAAUAUUUGGAUUAUAGAGAUGGUAGCCGUUGCUGACACAAGUGGUAUGACAGUUGAAAUGAAAAAUAAAAUCGAUCAAUUUCAUAUUAAUAUUCAAUCUACUCCAGCAUUGUUGAUGUUAGGCGACUUGUUAUUAGAAAUGAAUGAAGAUCAGAAAGCAGAACGGUAUUAUCGAAUGUUUGUUGACACAGAAUCAAAGGAUGUAAUGCAACUAGUCACCGCAUAUCAAGGUAUUGGUUGUGCUUGUCUAAGACAAUGUCAGUAUGCGACUGCAUUAGAAAAUUAUGAAUUAGCGUUGAAAAUUUCUUGUCAAAAUUUAGAUAAUAAUAUUAAUCUAUCAUCGAUUAUAACUAUUUAUAAAAAUAUUGCCCAAGUUCAUCUAUCUAUGACCAAUUACAAAUCUGCUUUGAAUUACUAUGAAGCAUGUCUGAUCUUCAUGAAACAAUCACCACAUAUACCCAAUAAACACCAUUCAUGGAAUAAUUUUCCUCUAUCGGUGACAAAGGCGAUCAUUGGUGAUUUAACAUUGGAAUUAUAUUUUAAACAUUGUAAACGAAAUUGUAUACCAACAUUGAUCUGCAUUACUAUAUAUAUAUUUACACCUGAAACUUGGUCAAAAAUUAUUGGUAUUGGUUUGACAUUAUAUCAGCAUAUAUUUUUCAGUUAUGGAAAUUAUUAUGUAUUUGCUUUUUUCAUUGGUAUACCAUUAUUUGGAUCGAACAGAAAUCUAUUAGGGUUGUUCUAUAACAUUACAAUACAGGCUUACCUAGCGAUGGUGCGUGAUAAGAAGCCAAAUCCACCAUUGUAA
Molecule: messenger RNA, 1683 nt
Organism: Rotaria sordida
Lineage: Eukaryota; Metazoa; Rotifera; Eurotatoria; Philodinida; Philodinidae
Source: the annotation of a GenBank genome assembly